Clonostachys solani is the source of this 2016-nucleotide messenger RNA. The record is from the annotation of a GenBank genome assembly. NCBI's taxonomy places the organism in Eukaryota, Fungi, Ascomycota, Sordariomycetes, Hypocreales, Bionectriaceae.
AUGGCGCAAGAACCGCGAAUUUUGUCCACCGCUGAACAGCCACAGGCGGAGAAGUCAGGGAACCAGCAGUCAUCUGUGAACCUCACCAGUGAGCAGCAGGAAGUACCAGCUCCAGGAAACCCCGACCUACGGACAUUAUCAAGACCUGACCCGGAGCAUUUGCAAUCAUGGAAUCCCCAGGAUACAACCCCCCCGCAAAUUCCCCGUCCACCUACACCCAGCGCACUAUCGCCGGUAGAUGCUUUACCAUACCCAGAGGUUCUCGAGCAGCCACAGAUUCUCCAAGAGCCUCUAACUUCUGAUGUUCGAAUACCCCCCGAGGCGCAAUCUCCUGGCAUAUUGAACCCCGGAAGUUUAGGUUCAGACAGGCUCACUGGCGCCGCCAUAUCUCAAGGGCGUCCAAGUGAUACAUCUCUUCCCAGUCUAAAAGUCGUCGAAAAGCAACAAAAUCCAUCACCAAUUUUGGGGACAGCAUUUGAUUUCGGCUUUCGUGAUAGUAGUAACCUGGAGGCACAAAAUACCGAACCGAACCAACAGGCCUCCGCCUCCAUCCUUCCGUUCACUGAACCAGCUCCAAUACCUCCGACGGCCGAGCAGGCCGUUUCUCAGAGUCUCCAGCAAAUUGACUUGGAAGGUCUCGAGGUAUUUUCUGCUAGUGAUUCAUCUGGUAUCAUCCACAACCAGUACCAAAAGGAUUCGGAAGAUUCGGCGGAAGAUGCCAACUUGAGUGAACGGCAAGAAGCAGAGGCGACACAGUCAGAGGAGACUCUCCCAUCCCUAGAUCGCGGCGAAUCUCCGUCGACUGAUAGCCUUAGCACUCUCAAUUCCGACAGAUUUGAUGAGAGCAUUUUUACGUUCCAGGAGGAUGAGGAGGAAGAGAAUGUCGAGUUUGAACGGGAUAGUGGGAGCGACGAUAUUCUGCGCCUCAAACCUACGUUGAAACAGUGGAAAGAUUUUCCAUCCCUUCUAUCAUUUGCGCGUGCUCACAACGCGGAACUUGAUGGUUGCUUCAAGAUUGUUCUCCCAGAUGGUGCCCUUGAAGAAAUCCCCGAAAAGCCAGCUCAACUAGUUGACGCAAAUGCUUUUACGCCACAAUUGCUCCGCCCGUCUCGUAUUUGGCGGGUAAAUACCAAACCGACAACAGGCAAAUUUCCGUCUUCAUCAGAUGUACAAGAACCCAAAUUCUCCGGAAACGCCACAGAAGCCGCGAAGCGGCUUUCAAAACUCUUCACCAAAAGCAGGAAUCGUCAAAUACGUGACGUACGGUACCGAGUUGAUGUCCCGGCUUGGAGCCUGGAACAGAGGCUUGAAGCUGGGGUACCCGGGAAGAGCCCACUUCACCCGUUGAAGGGUGACAAGCUCGAUCUGACCAAGGCCAUUAUUCCUGGCAUUCACACACCUUAUGUUUAUGAGUCUGGGCCUGCUUUCGGUGCUACCUUCCAGCUCCAUGCCGAAGACUUCCGCCUAUCUUCUCUCAACCAUUUGUACAAAGGACGAAAAAUCUGGAUCAUCAUACCUUCCGCAGCAGUUGGCCUUGCCGAGGAACAGCUCGGCCGCAGAGAAAGCUGCUCGCAGUUUAUGAGGCAUCGUGCCGAGUUUGUGUUUCCCGAAAAGUUGAAUCGCCUGGGCAUUCCGUUUCGUUUGAUUGACCAAAGCCCUGGCGAGACGAUUGUAAUUCUUCCAGAUGCAUAUCACGAGGGAUUUAGUACAGGAUAUACUUUGGCGGAAGCCAAGAAUUAUGCCGAGGAGACCUGGAGCACUGAAACAUACCAACCAUGUGACAGUAGCUGUCAAUUGGCCACCGCUAUACCUGGCGAUUUCAUGAGAAUUAUCGAGGACGGUGAAGACCGGCUUGAUUUAUGCUCAUCGUACAGUGACGACUCGCCUGAUUCAACGAAACGGGAGCUGGAUGAAGAAGAUAGCGCUUCCGAAGAAUCCACCGAACAACGACCGCGGAAAAGGAUUAAAUGGAUCAGAGGUGGUAUGUCUUCUAAUGCGCCCAAUUUUGACUUAUAG